UGGGGCCCCCGGGCAAUAGGGGAUCAUGGGGCCCCUGUGUCCUUACCCAAACUCAAAAAAACCUAUGAAAAAGGUACCAGGGGCAUCUCAUGGGGCCCCCUACUGACCCUGGGCCCUCGGGCAGUGCCCAAGUUUCCAAAUGGUCAGUCUGCCCCUGGUGAUGAUCUGUUUUCAUGUAAAAUGCCUGCAUCCUAAGUAAUGUGUGAAUACAAGAUUUCCAGUACUUCACACUAUAGGUCUGACUCAGCAGGACCUCAGCAGGAUUCCAUACUGAGAACAAGGGUCCUCAUCUACAGCAUGCUGACAGCCACAGCCUGAGUAGAAAAGCAUGUCUACUGUCAGCAUGAUGCAGAGAAGGACCCU
Messenger RNA from Staurois parvus, 363 nucleotides. The record is from the annotation of a GenBank genome assembly. NCBI's taxonomy places the organism in Eukaryota, Metazoa, Chordata, Amphibia, Anura, Ranidae.